This is a messenger RNA of Solea senegalensis (Senegalese sole), 487 nucleotides long. RefSeq names its product neuronal PAS domain-containing protein 3-like. The record is from RefSeq and is a predicted model, not a curated record. The annotation marks the transcript as partial. Gene Ontology annotation, biological process: regulation of transcription by RNA polymerase II. Gene Ontology annotation, molecular function: RNA polymerase II transcription regulatory region sequence-specific DNA binding; DNA-binding transcription factor activity, RNA polymerase II-specific; protein dimerization activity. The transcript has 2 exons. Lineage: Eukaryota; Metazoa; Chordata; Actinopteri; Pleuronectiformes; Soleidae.
UCCCCCGUGUGUCCGUCUGUGCUAACUGACGCUAAGGAAGCACUCUGCACCUCCUCUAAUCGCCUCCUUCCUCCUCACAGGCUGCAGGCUCUGAGGAAGGAGAAGUCACGUGACGCGGCGCGGUCGCGGCGCGGAAAGGAGAACUUUGAGUUUUACGAGCUGGCCAAGAUGCUGCCGCUGCCGGGCGCCAUCACCAGUCAGCUGGACAAGGCGUCCAUCAUCCGGCUCACCAUCAGCUACCUGAAGAUGAGGGACUUCGCCAACCAGGGAGACCCGCCCUGGAACCUGCGCAUCGAGGGCCCGCCCCCCAACACCUCAGUCAAAGGUAGGAGCGCUGAAGGUGACGAGCAGAGCUACGUCUAUGACGACUUUGCCCCCGUCUCGCACAUCCUGCUGACCGGCACGCCGCUGGUCGUCUACCUGGGAUACGCCGCCAACAAGAGAGGAGACGUGAGGAGGGCCAGGGCGGCGGCGAGCCCACGGUCCG